AUGUUUUUAAUAUUUUAUAACCAUUUCCUCCACCUUACCUUUGAGUUUCCUUUGUCUCUGCCAAGGAGACUUUUCACUCACUAUUUAUAUAUCAACACUCCAUAACAAUAUUUUCAAGCUUCAAUUUCUUCAACUAGCUUUGUCUUCUCAUUUUACCACAAUGGCUCAAUCUCAACUAUUUAGCAGUGGAAUAGAGCUUGCACCUUUUGUGACAAGUUCUAGUCUUCUUCGAAAAUCAUGGAAUGUUAUCACAUCUCGCGAUGUAGAUUUUGUUUCGAAUGAUGGUGUUGGACUAUCAUGGAAAGUUUAUAAAGAACCAAACACUGAUGUUACUUUUGUAGCAUUUGAGGCCAUACCUUCAGAUUCUUCCAAUCUUCAAUCUGAAUUGGUUUCAUCUAUACAACUCAAAGAGAAGAAUUUCCUUCAUUUUGAGUUUUUAUGUACUAAAGAAAAUCCAUGUGUUUCUCUUAACAAUACUGCUGUUUCACUCUUUUGUAAAAAUUAUCAGAAGCUUGAUCUGUUGAAAUCUGAGAUUAGUAGCUCUUCUAAGCUGAUAAUUACUGGACUUGCUCUUGGAGGAUCAAUUGCUUCACUCUUCACUUUAUCACUACUAAAUAGUCUUGAUUCAAAAAAGAAAAAACCACUCUGCAUCACCUUUGGUUCUCCACUAAUUGGUGACAAAAGCUUGCAAAAAUCCAUAUCACAAGUUACUUCAUGGAAUUCUUGCUUUAUUCAUGUUGUUUCUUGCAAUGAUCCACUUCCAAGGAAAUUCUUCACAAAUCAUACUAGUUCUUAUGUGCCCUUUGGAACAUUUCUCAUGUCUUAUGAUGCAUAUUCUACUUGUUUUGAGAAUCCUGAUUCUGUUUUGGCAAUUCUUGAGUCUUCAAUCCAUGAUCAAAAUCAAGUGUUUCAUUCUUUAGAGUAUGGAAAAAUUGUUGAAAGACUCUAUCACGAAGCAAUUUGCAAAGAUAACACAAACCAGACUCAAGGGAUGAAUUAUUCUAAUUCACUUCAUGCAUGUAUCAGCUUGCAGAUGUUGGCAUUAGGAUUGGCACCACAUAUGCAGCAGCAACAACAGGAAAUUGACAUCAUUAAUGCUUUGGUAAAAAAGAUGGAGACCCUAGAGAAAGAAUUCAUUGUUCAGAAAAAUCGAAAUAUCGCGAAAAAUAAGAAUUCAUCGAUGAAAUUAAAUACAAUGAAAAUAGAUAUGGCUCAACUAGAAUGGUACAAGAAAAUUUCGAAAAAUCAAAAUUUAGGGUACUAUGAUAGUUACAAGAAAAGUUACACAACAAGUGACCAAGAUGUUCGAAGAUUCCGAAAAAGUCUCACAAAUUAUUGGGAAAAAAUGGUUGAAGAAUCACUAAUGAAGCCUCAGAAAGAAAGCGCUUCGCUUCGUACUCGUUGGCUCUACGGAGGAACAACUUAUAGGAGAAUGGUUGAACCUUUAGAUAUAGCUCAAUACUAUCUCAAUGGUGGUAAAGACUAUGUGACUAGUGCAAGAUCUAGUCACUACAAACAAUUGGAGGAUUGGUUUGUAGAAGAAGCAACAUCAAAAACCACAGUUGGUUCAAAAAAUGUUACUAGAGAUAAUGUGGAAUCAAUUUUAACUCUAGAUUCUUGCUUUUGGGCACAUGUUGAAGAGGCUCUUAUUUCAUGCAACCAAUUGAAGGAUGUACAAUCUAGUGUCAUUGAAAAGGAAGAGGCAACAAGAAAAUUGAUUGAAUUUGAGAAUUAUGUUUAUGGAUUGCUAAUGGAAUAUGAAGUGUCACCAGAGAUUUUCCUUGGUGAAAGUAGCUAUAUGGCAUGGUGGAAUCAGUAUAAGGAAAUUAAGGGAAGUUUAUAUAGUUCAAAGCUCACAUAUUUUAUGAGCAAUGCUCAUAAUUAUAAUGUGCAAUAUGUUGGAGGAACUUAUAAAUUUGAUCAUAAGCUUCUAUAUUUCAACAUAAUCUUGCAAGCAAUCACCAUGACACAACAUAAAAUAUUUAGCAGUGGAAUUGAGCAUGCAUCAUUUGUGACAAGCUAUCAAAUCCUUGAAAAAGCAUGGAAUGUUAUCUCAUCUAGUGAUGAAGGCAUAGUUUCAAAUGAUGGUGUUGGAUUGUGUUGGAAACUUUACAAAGAACAAAGUUCUGAUUUGACUAUUAUAGCCUUUGAAGCUAGUGAUUUGGUUCUAUCUUCUAAUCCUAAAGAGAAGAAUUUUCCUCAGUUUGAGUUUUUGUAUUCUAAGAAUAUCACUUCUUUCUCUUUUAACGAAACUGCUGUUAAACUCUUUGAUGAUAAUCUUCAGAAGCUUGAUCAGCUGAAAUCUGAGAUUUUAGGUACCAAUCCAUUGAAACCAUUGAUAAUUACUGGAAAAGGUCUUGGAGGAUCAAUUGCAUCACUCUUCACAAUAUCACUAUUAGAUAACAUUGGUUCGACAAAGAAACGUCCACUAUGCAUCACAUUUGGUUCACCUCUUCUUGGAGAUAAGAACUUGCAAAAAGCAAUAUCACGUAGUUCUAAUUGGAAUUCUUGCUUUAUACACAUUGUUUCAUGCUACGAUCCUCUUCCAAGGCGAUUCAUUACAGACACAACUUACAUGCCUUUUGGAACAUUUCUGUUCUGUUCCGAUUCAGGUUCUAGUUCUUUUGAGAAUCCUGAUUCUAGUUUGCUAAUUCUCAUUACAUUAAGCAAAAUAACUGGUCAAAAUCAAGAAUUUCAAUCUGCCAAGUAUGGAGAUUUAGUCGAGAAACUCAAACAUAAAGCCAUUUUUAAGGAUUCUUCAGCACUGGCUGAAGACAAGACUCGUUCGGAUUCAUUUGCAAUCGGUAUCUGUUUGCAAUUGCAGCAGGCACUGGGGUUGACGCCACGCAGUCUGCAAGAACAUAACAUUGAUAUCAAUGAUCUUGAAACAAAGAUAACAAAUCUAGAAAAAUUAUUCAUCCUACAAAAGAGGACAUCAUUUGAUCCAUCCAAGAAAUUGAAUGACAUGAAGCGACAUAUGGCACAACUUGAAUGGUACAAAAAGGAGACAAAAACUAAGAACAUAGGAUAUUAUGACAGCUUCAAAAACAUGAACACCAAAUCCGACAUUGAUGUUGUUGGGUUUCAAAAAUCUCUCAAAAUUUAUUGGGAAAAGUUGGUUGGAGACGUUGAGACGAAACCUCAAAAAGAAGGUGCGGCGUUUCGUACUCGCUGGCUCUACGCAGGAACUACUUAUAGAAAAAUGGUUGAGCCUCUAGCUAUUGCUCAAUACUAUAAAGAAGGUGGUAAAGAUUAUGUGAAUAACGAACGAUCCAAACACUUCAAAAAUUUGGAGGAAUGGUUGGAGGAAGAUACGACAAAAACAAAAAAAGAAUUAAAUAGUACAAGUAGGAAAGAUGUUGAAGUGAUUUUGACUAUAGAUUCUUGCUUUUGGGCACAUGUUGAAGAGGCUAUACUUGCAUGCAAUGAGUUGAAGGCUGUGAAAGACAAAGAAGAAGUAUUGGAGAAAUUGGUUGAAUUUGAGAACUAUGUUUAUGGUUUGCUUAAGGAUUAUGCCGUGUCGCCUGAGAUUUUCUUGAGUCAAAGUAGCUAUAUGAGUUGGUGGAAGGAUUAUAAAGCUAUCAAGGGAUCUUCAUACACUUCAAAACUUGUUAAUUUCAUGAAUGAUGCUGGUACGAUUAAGCUGUAUGGUUCGGGAUCUUAUGAUUUCCCCUGAAGUAUGUCGAGGUUGCAGUUACAUUGCGGAGUUGAUAAUGCCGCAAUUUUGAUUGCAACGUUGUUGCAGAGACUUCUAAAACUCUUAUGUUGCAGUCGCUAUCGUGGUUACCAGUUUAUAUCUACUGCAGAAUAAUGUGGUCUCGUAUGUGUAAUAAAUAAAGAUUUUAUCUCCUUCUAUACCUUUUCUUUUUUGUAUUUCAUUUGUCAUUUUCGUGUUAGAAUCAUCUUUUCUUUCAGUGUUGUCAAUUAUGAUAAUAUAUAGAAGCUUUUUGAAUUUGUUUUUCCUUUAA
Molecule: messenger RNA, 3968 nt
Organism: Trifolium pratense (red clover)
Lineage: Eukaryota; Viridiplantae; Streptophyta; Magnoliopsida; Fabales; Fabaceae
Exons: 8
Coding region: 161-3676 (1171 amino acids)
Biological process (GO): defense response; lipid metabolic process
Molecular function (GO): carboxylic ester hydrolase activity
Source: RefSeq, a predicted model, not a curated record